AUGUUUGACUCGCCCGAUUGGGAGAGUCAAUUGCUGAACCCUUCUCGGCCUGUCAAGGCAUCAAAACAAGAUGGCAAGCCCCGACACGGCCAUGUGCUCCUCAACAAAGCGGCGAAACAGAAGCAAAAGACAACUAAGAAGAUCCUGAAACGCACUCGUGUCAUUGAGGUCAUUACAAGUGCUCCUGAAGAAGACAACGUGAAUGCCCUGCCACCCACCUGGGCAAGGGCUGGCGAGGGGCUGUACUCCAAACUACUGCCCGAGACAGAAGACAGAUCAAUUCUCGUGGACGACAACGAUGAAGAGUCAUUUAGCCACUUUUUGGUAGAUGGGGCUGGGCGUCAGAUUAUGGAGCCUGUGAGUGUUUAA
This is a messenger RNA of Fusarium graminearum PH-1, 369 nucleotides long. RefSeq lists its product as uncharacterized. The coding region runs from base 1 to 369 and encodes 122 amino acids. The record is from RefSeq and is a predicted model, not a curated record. NCBI's taxonomy places the organism in Eukaryota, Fungi, Ascomycota, Sordariomycetes, Hypocreales, Nectriaceae. The transcript has a single exon.